Messenger RNA from Mercenaria mercenaria, 5346 nucleotides. RefSeq lists its product as uncharacterized. Gene Ontology annotation, molecular function: zinc ion binding; nucleic acid binding. The coding region runs from base 3694 to 5319 and encodes 541 amino acids. The transcript has 3 exons. Lineage: Eukaryota; Metazoa; Mollusca; Bivalvia; Venerida; Veneridae. The record is from RefSeq and is a predicted model, not a curated record.
GGAUUUUCGAUCUUCACCGAACACCAAUGAUGGAUUCUAUUUCUCACUUACCACAACAGAAGCAUGAAAAUACGGAACUAUUUUAUGUCGCGCAUACAGUCAUAACGUAAUGAAGCCUUAUCACACAUCAUCGAUUUGAGUGUACAGCGAGGUCAACAGUAAAUUAUCAAAUUCAAGAAAAUUAACGGAUUAAACAGUGUUUAAUGUUUAACUUAUAACAGUGGAGAAGAAAACGCGUUAAGAAAUGUAACAACAACUGUUAACAGUGAAUUAUGCUGUUGGGAGUCAAAUACGGAAUUGAUUAGUUUUGAGCUAUUUUUAGACACGGCAUAUUAUACAUGCAGUUCAGACAGCUGAAUUCAGUGAAAACAACAUAAACGACGCUGAAAACUAUCACUGGUCAAUGCGUGGCCUCUUUGGUUGGUCAAUAUGCAGAGAAAUAUUGAAUGUGCCUCCGUAAAUGUUCGAAUUUCCAAAAAUGGAACUCAGUGCACGGUUGGUGUCAAUGUUGAAGGAGGAUGUUUCUUGAAGUUGUGCCUGGGAUAUGUGUACUUGGGAGCUUCUUGUUGGUGCUGAAUGGUGGAGAUCCUGUGGCUGUUUUAAAUUGUUACUAUGCUGUGGCAUGACAUUCUCUUUCAAGUCUUGGUCAGUUGAAGACAAGAUUCGAUUCUGGACAUAUUUUGCUGAUGCCUGUUAGUGAUCUUCCUGUAGUUGUUUAGAGAAUGUGGAUUUUUGUGACCAGUUACAUGGGCUGCUUGACCAUCUGGAACAUUAUUGUUCAAAAGUUUCUGGCACAAAUGCUUUCUGACACUGGUGUUUGUCAAGCGUUUGUUGUUACGACUAGGUUCAUACUCCUUCCCAUUCUUUUGGCGAACACCGAUAAAAACUGAGAGAUGUGUACAUCCAAUUCUGAUGCAGGUAUCUGGUGAAUUGGACGAAGCUCAUUCUGGAGUGCGAGGCUCUAUUGCUGUGAAGCAUUUGUUUAAAUGGACUUCAAAGCCAAGUGUGUUAAGAUGUGGCAGUGGAUCAAUGAUACCUGUAGUUUAGAAAGGGAGCUUGCUCAAAUCAAGACUGGUACAAGGCCAGUUACUAAUAAUUCACUUGAUUUAUCAUUCAAACUAACCUGUGCUGGUAAUGGCAAAAUAGGCUUAGAUUCAGUGGGAGACUCAAUGCUGAAUGCAGGCAUUUCACACAACUUUUCUGCAACAUAAGGAGCCUGAUCAAAGGAUUGCAUGUUUGAGUUGUCAACAAAGGAGAACAGGUUGUUCAGCUCUGUAAGGUCAAAAUCAUCCAAGAUCGAAUCUUCAAAUACAUCUGUUUCAUUUCUCUGAAAUAUGGAACUAGAAGAUGUUGUGUAGACUUCAUUUCUUGACACUGUAUCUGUAGCAGUUCUCUUGUUUGUUUGUUUAUCAAAGUUAAAAAAACAGUCUGGUAAACCCUUCACCAGUUCAUGUUUUGCCACCGUUAUAAUUUGUCCAUCAUUGAAUAACUGCACUUUGUACAUGCAAUUAGUUCCUAGUGGGCGAACGAUGUCCGUUAUUUUACCUUUCUCACCAUUCGAUCCCACUUGAACAGUGUCCCCGACCGAAAAAUCAUGCAUUGUUUACAAUUUUUGACACAAGCGUUAUUUUGUACUCGCCAAGGAAAGCAACUCUAUGUAAGCGAUCUCGUGAUUUUACAUAUAUCUACCUCCCUUGAUGUAAGGCGUAAGAAUAAGAAAGUACUUCCCACGCGGAGUGUGGAAUAAACCCAUGUGAGAUAAGAUUUUCCAGCACUGCUAAAAAUAGAGAUUUUUCUGUCCGAUAAGUGAGAAAAGACAGGAAACAAUCACAGAAAAGUGUUUAUCUAAGCAAUAAGGAGUAUGCUAUUCCAAGCUUCGACCACUCUUGCAUACGAUAACUCUCGUCACAGAACUAUGACAAACCUCUGAUGGAAUCGAAUGGGUUUCAGAGGAAGCGCAUAGCUUGUCGUUAUAUUGUAACGACUCGAACAAUGGGGACUUACCAUUUUCAUGUUUUAUAAAAUAAGUCAUCGAUCUUGGCUGUGAUUUGAACUGUUUAAGAGACAUUCCCUCACAAGCUGACAGUAACGAAACACAGAAUUGUACACAUAUGUGUUGAUCUACAUAAUAUGACAGACCAAACUCAUAUUAUACACCUCCAUGUUCGUUUUAAUCUUAUCCGAACUCUGUUUACAUUUACCGAGAGACAUCCGUUUCGGCUGGUGCACAUUUAAUCCAGAUUUUGUAACAUUUUCCUACAUGUGAAUCAUUAUAGACUUUGCACAAUUAAUCUACAGUACUUAAUUGUUGUUAAAGAUAAGUGUCAUCAUUUUGUACAGUCUGAAUUUUGCAUAAAUCACAAUAUUUUCAUGAUAACUCUCUGAAUUUGUCACAUUUCCUGACAGGAUAUGCAUCCUUAUUCGCAUUGCAUUGUUGGACUAUUUACCGUUACUAAGCAACAUAAAUUAUCGUUGUCAUCUUUUAAGAUGUUUAAACCACUUGUACAUGCUAGAAUUAACUCAAUGGUGCAUAUUUUGAUGUUCUUUUCAUCCUUACACCAUUUAAAGUCGCCAUUUUUAUGAUACGGCAGUAUUCAGCAGAGUUUAACGUUUUAGGUCACUGUGACCAUUCGGUCACUGUGACCCGUCGGUCACUAACCAUUUGGUCAAUUUACCCAAAGUAACCCAUUUUUACUGUUUUGGUAACCUUUUUGGGUCACUUUCUCUGGAAAACUAUAAAAGGGCCCGAUUUUGGCCAUCUGCAAUAACUUCAGCUCAAACUUUCAGACCUAAAGCCACGUUUGGCUUGUUUCAAUAGAUUUUCAUUAAAAUGAACACUAUGCUGAACAUAGAUGUAAGAAAGUUGCUCUGCAAUCAGAAUUUAUAUUAAUUAAAAGCCAUUGGUCUAUAAAAGCCCUUUUUGAUACCUCAUUUAGUAACAUUUCUACAAGUUUUAUCUACACAGAUGUAUUUACAUAUUCAUGCCUUAUUUAAAGUAAAGGCAAUUAAUGGAUUUAUAUAAAGUACUGAGAAUAUAAGUGACUAUAUUUUAUAGAAGGAAUUUCUGUUGCUGAACAGUGUCUUUGAAUCUGCAUCAAUAUUUACAAGUUAUGGAACGCCAGAUCAGUCAUAAAUAGAUUAAUCUAAAAAGAGAUGUAUAUUAAAUCUUGCAUUUUGUACCUGUAAAAGUGCUCAGUAUUGAUUUGUAAAACAUUUUCAAAGUUCAUUGAAACUCGCUUCGCUACCUGUAAACUAUGGAAAGCCGGAACAGUCUUAAUCUUAUUUGACAAGUUUGCACUUAUACUGGCAGAAUUUAACUAUCAAUAUAUGAAUACAUUUAUUAUCAAGAAGAAUUUGUGACUACGUUUGUUAUCAGUUAGAUGUGCUUGUUUAAUGUGAUGACUUCACCUGUAUUUUCUGGAGUAUGAUAUAUCAACAUUAAUAAAUUUCAUUAACUGUUAACCUGGGUCUUAUUAGUCUCUCUGGUUUAGUUAGUUUUACGGUACACUGAAUCAACCUGGCUAUACCCUAUUUGCCCUUUCGACUACUUGAGUAAAGUUUACCAAGAGUUCUACAGUACGCAUAGCUUACCCAUCUCCGCAACACCCCUGAGUCGUAACAAUUUUUGGUGGCAGCGGUGGGAUUCAGCAAGGAAAACUUCGUCUGGAUCCUGUGAUACGAACCCGAGUCAUCAUGCAAGCUUCCAACGAAUGUGAGCCACAGGCAGUGGACAGUCAAGGCCAAAUCUUCUUUAGGCAAGCAGAACAGAAUGAAAGGUCACACAUGACAGGUACUGAGCUAGAGGAUGACAGGCUAUCUGAGGCAUCAUACCAUACCGUCGACAGAACAGAUGUAGCAGUUAACACAUCGCACUUACAGGAAAAUGAAGAAAGAUCGGCAAUAGAGCAAGUAAGCAGAAUGAUGAGAGAUGUCAGGGGGGUAUUAAGAGAUGUUGUAACAGAGUUCAAAAAUCUAAACCAGAGGCAAGGUCUACAAGCAGAUCGCGAGACAAAUGACAUGGGAUAUGCCGGUGAAGUACCUUGGCGCAUGCGGCAUGCAGGUUUGAGAAACCAAGGCAAUGGUGAUUUUCGGGCGACACCCUUUGACCAGAAUGUCAACAAUGGCUGCCCAGAGCCCAUGCCCGAGAAUCAGACCUUUCAAAGCAGAAUGCAUAACAGGCAUGCAUAUAAUGAUUGUACACUGAAUGAGAGGUUUGAACCUAGACAUGAACACGGACGUUCCUGGCAAGCACGAGGUCACGUGCCUAGAUACACUGAUGUGAAAAUUCCUCCAUUCACGGGCAAAGAGGACUGGACUGUGUGGUCUUCAAAAUUUGAGGCCAUGGCACACCGUUAUGGCUGGACUGAGGAAGAUAAGCUGGAUAAUCUACUUCCGAAGAUUGAAGGGCAGGCCAGUGAGUUUGUCUUCUCUCAGUUACCGGUGGAAAUAUUGGACAACUAUAGUGAGCUGAUGUCCGAGUUGACAAGGCGAUACCGGGUCAUAGAAACAAGUAGGUCAUUUGCCGCCAAGUUUAGCCGUAGAAACCAGAAGCAUGGUGAGACGGUGGAAGAAUAUGCAGCCGAGCUCAAACGUCUCUAUGGCAAAGCCCACGGACACAGGGACAGACACAUUCGUGACGAAGACCUGGUAAGACGUUUCCUUGAUGGCCUCCUCGACCAGGAUACGAAAUUUGAGGUCGAAUAUCACAAAGAGCCCAUGGAUAUCGACGAAGCAGUGUACCAUGUGGUGAAUUUGAUACAGACAAAGAAUGGUUGCCGAUACGAUAGGCAAGGCAGAUAUAGUUCUAGACAGGCUGAUGUUUACAAACAGGAGAACUCUAGCUGGAAACCUGAUUAUGCCAGAGAUAACACUAACAGGAAUGAAAGGCGUAUCAGAUAUGGUGAGCGACAUGUAAACAGGAUCCAGGAUGAUUCCCUCUAUGAGCUUGAAGUGGAACCAGACCACAACACAGAAAUUAUAAACAGGGUACCAAGUGAUAAGGUGCUGGACCUUAACACAAGCUGUUCAGACUUUGGUACACCUGUAGAGAAGAAGCACACUCAAGAGGAGCUAUUACAAUGCCUCAUUGAGAGAGUGGGGAGAUUAGAACAGUCCUUUGCUCGAGCCAAGGAUAGACAAACCAGAAGUGAUGUUGAAUGCUACAGUUGUCAUGAGAGGGGACACUAUGCAAGAGACUGUCCUUCCAGAGAUAGCAAGAAUUUCAUGAGUGACUCUCCAGUAGCCACACAGGAAUCAACAACAGAUGAUCCUUUAAACUACAAGGGACCGGCUCUUGCGCCCAGAGAGAGGUCCAUGUAAAGAAGAUUUCGUGUAGUUUGAAAGAGG